UACAACCGUUCUAACUUUGUGUGUGUGUGUGUGUGUGUGUGUGUGUGUGUGUGUGUGUGUGUGUGUGUGUGUGUGUGUGUGUGUGUGUGUGUGUGUGUGUGUGUGUGUGUGUGUGUGUGUGUGUGUGUGUGUGUGUGUGUGUGUUUUCCAGGCCCUUUCCAUCGGAGGACACGGCUCUGAAUGAAGAUGAUGUGUACCGAAGUCUUGAGGAGCUGGCAGACGAGCACGACCUGGGUGAGGAUGACAUCUACGACUGCGUGCCGUGCGAGGACGAUGGAGACGACAUCUACGAGGACAUCAUCAAGGUGGAGGUCCGCCAGCCCAUGAAGAUGGGCAUGAGUGAGGACGACAAGAGGAACUGCUGUCUAGUGGAGAUCCAGGAGACCGAGGCCAAGUACUACAAGACCUUGGAGGACAUCGAGAAGAACUACAUGAUACCCCUGAAGCAGGUGUUCACUGUCCACGAGAUGGAGGCCAUCUUCGUCAACUUGGAGGAUGUGAUCAAGGUGCACUUUGCCCUGCUGAGGGCCAUCGACCUCAACAUGGUGGGAGGAGGGAACGGCCUCGGGAACAUCUUCCUGGACUUCAAGGAGAGGUUGUUGAUCUACGGUCAGUACUGCAGCCAUAUGGAGACGGCUCAGAAGACACUGGACGACCUCAUCGCCACGCGGGAGGAGGUCAAAGUUAAAGUUGAGGAGUGCACAAUGAAGGUGCAGGAAGGGAAGUUCAAGCUGCAGGAUCUUCUGGUGGUUCCAAUGCAGAGGGUCCUGAAAUACCAUCUACUGCUGAAGGAACUCCUGAGUCACUCUGCAGAGAGACCGGAGAGACAGCAGCUGAAAGAAGCCCUGGAGGCCAUGCAGGACCUGGCGAUGUACAUCAACGAGGUGAAGCGAGACAACGAGACACUGAAGAAAAUUAGUGAAUUCCAAAGUUCCAUCGAAAACCUUCAGCAGGUCAAACUGGAGGAGUACGGCAGGCCAAAGAUCGACGGAGAACUCAAAGUGUCCUCUAUCAUCAACAGAACUAAACAGGACCGGUACAUCUUCUUGUUUGACAAGGUGGUGAUCGUGUGCAAGAGAAAGGGCUACAGCUAUGAGCUCAAGGAGAUCAUUGAGCUUCAGUCCUACAAAAUGUCAGACGACCUCAUGAACAACAGGGAUAUGAAGAAGUCGAGUGGAAAAAUGUGGUCGUACGGCUUCUACCUGAUCCACCUGCAAGGCAAGCAGGGCUUCCAGUUCUUCUGCAAGACGGAGGAGACCAAGAGGAAGUGGAUGGAGCAGUUUGAAAUGGCCAUGUCCAACAUCAAGCCUGAGAGAGCCACAGCCAAUCAUCACAACUUCCAGAUGCACACCUUUGAUAGGAACACCAACUGCCGUGCCUGCAAGAUGUUGUUAAGGGGCAUCUUCUACCAGGGCUAUUUCUGUGCACAUUGUGGCACAGGUGCACACAAGGAGUGCCUGGAAGUUAUCACCAUCUGUAAAAUCAAUCCCCAUGAUCUGGAAGCUGGGAUGUCGUUGGGUCCUAAGAUGGUGGUGGUGCGGAACUACCACGGCACGCCCGCGCCCCCGGGGAAGCCCCCGCUGGCCCUCCAGACCGGGGACUUCAUCGAGCUGCUGAAGGGGGAGCCUGAGACCUCCUGGUGGGAGGGUAAAAUCCUCCAGACACACAAGAGCGGCUUUUUCCCCAGUACCUGCGUCAAGCCCUGUUUGGACCCCAAGCCAUUCCAGUCGUGUCCUAGUCGACAGUCGUCAAGGGAGACGGACUACUAUGGUUACCCUUGGUUUGCUGGGAACAUGGAGCGGCAGCAGGCAGACAACCUGCUGAAGUCCCACAUCAGCGGGACCUACCUGAUCAGGGAGCGCACUGCCGAGGCGGAACGCUUUGCCAUUAGCAUCAAGUUCAACGAUGAAGUGAAGCACAUCAAGGUCAUUGAGAAGGACAGCUGGAUUCACAUCACAGAGGCCAAGAAAUUUGAAAGUCUUCUGGAGUUAGUGGAGUACUACCAGGCCCACUCCCUGAAGGAGAGCUUCAAGCUGCUGGACACGACGUUACGCUAUCCCUACAAGUCCAAAGAGCGUUCCCUGACCCGGACCAGCACCCGCUCUCCAGCAGCCUCAUGCGCCUCCUACAACUUCUCCUUCCUCAGCCCGCAAGGUCUCAACUUCUCCUCUUCUCAGAGCUCAGCUCCCUUUUGGUCAGUGUUCACGCCGCGGGUGGUGAACACGGCGGUGGCCAGGUAUAACUUUGCGGCGCGGGACAUGAGGGAGCUGUCGCCGGGAGGGGACAUCGUCAAGAUCUACAGCAAGAUCGGCGGAGACCAGGGCUGGUGGAAGGGAGAGGCCAACGGCAGAAUCGGAUGGUUCCCCUCCACCUAUGUGGAUGAAGAGGCUGUGCAGUAGGACCCAAAUGCUGUCAACUCCCCCCCCCCCCCCCUUCCCUCCGUUGGACCCCCACCUCGUUAGACAGGCCAAGGAGGUCCGCCCAGGAAACUCAACUCAAUGGAUAAAAAAAGAGAAAAGGCAA
Molecule: messenger RNA, 2523 nt
Organism: Gadus macrocephalus (Pacific cod)
Lineage: Eukaryota; Metazoa; Chordata; Actinopteri; Gadiformes; Gadidae
Product: guanine nucleotide exchange factor VAV2-like
Biological process (GO): cell migration; intracellular signal transduction; regulation of GTPase activity
Cellular component (GO): cytoplasm
Molecular function (GO): protein binding; guanyl-nucleotide exchange factor activity
Source: RefSeq, a predicted model, not a curated record